Equus quagga is the source of this 2809-nucleotide messenger RNA. It is a transcript of the gene TMEM65, whose product is annotated as transmembrane protein 65. The transcript is spliced from 9 exons. NCBI's taxonomy places the organism in Eukaryota, Metazoa, Chordata, Mammalia, Perissodactyla, Equidae. Bases 478 to 1368 code for a protein of 296 amino acids. Gene Ontology annotation, biological process: regulation of cardiac conduction; cardiac ventricle development. The record is from RefSeq and is a predicted model, not a curated record. Gene Ontology annotation, cellular component: mitochondrion.
GCUGCUUUGAGGGCAAGGGAGCUGCGCCGAGAGGGGACGAGGGCAGGCAAGAGGUUGGGAAAGCCGGCGGGAGAGGAGGGCGGCGCCGGAGGAGGGCGGCGCGUGGCUGACUCAUCCCUCUGGAAGACCAGACUGACAGACACCAGCCCUCGCCGAACCCGCCCGCCCGCGCCGUUCCUCCUCAGCCAGCAGGCGCCCGCCCGCACCGCCCGCCCUCUCCGGGAGCUCUCCGGGCCCGGCCGCCUCACAGAAAGUUUUCGUCGGCGGAGCGGCCGCGGGCCUUUUGGAAGGGAAGGGGACGGAAGAGGAGGCGACGGCCGCGCGGGCCCGGGGAGUGCAUGGUGCCCGGCGCCUCGGCUGCCUGUGAGGAGGACAUCGGGGCGGGGUCGGGCUGAGCCCAGCUCCUGCUGCUUCCCCCGGCCUCGCCGGCCAUCGCCUUCCCGGACGGCCGCGGGGGUCCCCGCUCCUCAGCCCGCCAUGUCCCGGCUGCUGCCGCUGCUGAGGAGCCGGACCGCGCGCAGCCUGAGGCCGGGCCCGGCAGCCGCGCCCCGCCCGCCGUCCUGGUGCCGCCGCGGGCGGGGGCUGCUGGCGCUCGCGGCGCCCGGCGGCCCCCGGGGGCUGGGCACGCACCCCAAGAAGGAGCCCAUGGAGGCGCUGAACACGGCGCAGGGCGCGCGCGACUUCAUCUACAGCCUGCACUCCACCGAGAGGAGCUGCCUGCUCAAGGAGCUGCACCGCUUCGAGUCCAUCGCCAUCGCCCAAGCAUGCAGAUAUCCCAAACCUGAGAUUGCCUUUGUGAAACGAGCAACGGAGGUGUCGUCAGCAGAGACCCCUGAUAGUUUUGGUAUUUCAAGAUGUUCCAGUCAACUGACAAGGACUUCUCCUCACAGUGUGAGAACUGUAGUGAUGAUGAGAGUAAUGCAACUAGCAAAUAGUUCUGAAAAAUUGGAAGCUCCACCACCCACCCCAGGACAGCUGAGAUAUGUAUUCAUCCACAAUGCGAUACCUUUCAUAGGGUUUGGCUUUUUGGAUAAUGCAAUUAUGAUUGUUGCAGGAACCCAUAUUGAAAUGUCUAUUGGAAUUAUUUUGGGAAUUUCAACUAUGGCAGCUGCUGCUUUGGGAAAUCUUGUGUCAGAUUUAGCUGGACUUGGACUUGCAGGCUACGUUGAAGCUUUGGCUUCCAGGUUAGGCCUGUCAAUUCCUGAUCUCACACCCAAACAAGUUGACAUGUGGCAGACACGUCUUAGUACACAUUUGGGCAAGGCUGUUGGGGUGACUAUUGGCUGCAUUCUAGGGAUGUUUCCUUUGCUUUUCAUUGGAGGAGGUGAAGAAGAUGAAAAACUGGAAACGAACAAUUCAGCCUCUUAGAAAACCUAUAAAAGAUGUAAACUAAUGUACCUCAAUUAUUAAGUAUGCUGUCACAGCAUUUAGGAAUUAAGACAGUUAACAGUGUAUAGAUAUGGGAUCAAAUAAUUCAGCAUGUAUUAUGGAAAACACUAACUUAUUGUGGCUUGGUUUUCUUAGGACAUCUUUUUAAAAACCCUGUUUAGUAUCUUUGUGUAAAUUGUUGAAAUGCUUUUUCAUCAACGGCAGUCAACAUUUUACCUUUUCUUUCCCUUUCUUUCCAUAUCAAAAUAUCAUUUAAGUAUCAGUCAUUGAUGUCCUGUACUGACUUGGGGUUUGCUUAUGUGUUACUUAACGUGUGUGCGUGCAUGAAAGCAUUUUCUGUUGUUGUUGUUAUCGUUGUUGUUCCCUGUGGUUACAGCUCAACCUUAAGAUUUUUUUCCAAAUUAAGAUGUUUAAUAUCAGUUAAAGAUUUUCUUGACUCUUUUUUUUUUUUUGGCAACAUCAAUUUUGUACUGUUUCACAGUAAACAUUUACAAUCAUAUAAUUUCAGUCAUUUUUUUGAAACUCUCACAUCUAUUCAAAAUGGAUGCAGACGUUAAGUAUUUAUUACUCAUUUUAAUUUUCUGACCUUAGUGUCUCAAGAGCCAAAGGUUAAUAAGAGUGAGCAGUUAUGGAGUCUCCCUACUACAUAAAACCAUGUAUGUUAAUAAGUGUAUUAUUUUGAGUUGAUGUUUUUACUUUUAAUUUGUCGAUUUUAAAUUACAUGAUGGUUUCUGACUGCCGAGGGGAAAAAUGAUUAUUUUAGGAUAUUUUUAAUGGGGAUUGUGGAAUUAGGGGGGAACUAAGGGAUUUGACAUGAUUCUUGGAAAGUAAGAGGCUAAAAAAUUUUUUUACAAGAAGUAGAAAAUGGGAAUUGUCAAGAAAGUUUGUGGUGUAAGUGGUGACAUUGAAAUGAUGUUUGCGAAGUUAAUGAGAUACAAAUUAUACUGUUUGGGAAAGAUUUUUUCCCCCAAAAUGUCAUCUUCUCAUCUGAAUUGAAUGACUCUGAGUACUCCAUUAUAAUCCUGACAUCAUUGUAUCUUGUUUACUGAAUUUUGUUUCUGGAUAACUAGUAAGUUUGAGGUUUAACUAAAUAUUUUAUGUUUUGCUUUUUGCUGUGUAUAGACUAGUAGUCAAAUGUUACAUGAGAAGAAAUCCUCUCUCCCUGUUUUGGUCUUUUUUCUUCUUUUGGUAUUUAAAGCAUAUUCUAGAUUGAAGUUACUUAUUUCCAGUCUUGUAUAUGGCACAUAACAACAACAAAUAUCUGACUUAAACAUAACUGUGUAUGCAUUAUAAAUUUUCAUUUUAUGAACCCUUAAAAUUUGUUAGUAUGUGGUCUAUUAAAACAUGCUAAAAAAUUACUCUUACUUGUAAGAGUAAUUAAACACAUCGUGGAGGAGAAAAACUGAAAUUAAAAGUACCA